This is a messenger RNA of Paramecium octaurelia, 1469 nucleotides long. NCBI's taxonomy places the organism in Eukaryota, Ciliophora, Oligohymenophorea, Peniculida, Parameciidae. The record is from the annotation of a GenBank genome assembly.
AUGAGUUAACUGAAGAAAUUAAAUCAGCAGGUUAAAUAAGUGAAAUGCAUAACACUAUCUACAAAUUAAUCUCGUCAUUCUAAUUAUUCUUCUGUGAAAACAUUACCUAAACCAAUUGCAUCUCGACCUGUUACUUCAAUUGCUAAGAAUAAGAAUAAUAAGGUGGAGGCUGUGAAAAUUGAUUUAGUCAAAUAGAAAAAGCAAACAACAAAUAUUAGUGUGACUAGAUCUACUUCUUCUGCUCGUACAAGAUCUGCUUCAAAUGGGCCUAAAGAAGAUAAAAUUCCAAGAAUAUUAGGUGACUUAUUAGGUCCUGAAAUUGAAUUAGCAGAUUGUUAAGAUUUCUUAUUAUAAUUAAAUGAACCGCAGUUUAAGAUGGAUGAAGAUGUAAUGAAAGAACGUGUAAUUUUGGCAAACAGGAUAGCAAAUACAAUUAAAGUGAAAAAAAGAAUACCUACAACCACAGCAGAUUACUAUAAGGUUUGAUAUAUUGACUUAAAAUAGGCAGCUGUGUUCUGUGAUAGGGAAAGGGGCUUUUGCUAAAGUUUGUUUAGGGAUAUAAAUCUUGACUGGAGCAAAAGUGGCAAUGAAGAUAAUUGAUAAAUCAAGUCUAAAAAACGAUAGUGCUAAAAAAAGAUUGAUGCAGGAAAUCGCUUUAAUGAAACUCUUACAACCUUAUAAAUGCUGCAUUCGAUUAUACGAGGUUUUUGAAACCAAAAGACAAAUUUAUUUAAUUAUGGAAUAUGUAGAAGGAGGAGACUUAAUAAAAUUUACUAAAGAAAAACCAUUAUCUGAAUAAAUAGCCAAAAAUAUUUUUGGACAAUUAGUGUAAGCACUUUAAAUAUUGCAAAAUCACAAUAUAUUGCAUAGAGAUAUUAAAUUAGACAAUAUACUAUUUUAAGGAGAAUAAAUAAAAUUAUGUGAUUUUGGAGUAAGUCGAUAAAUUGUAAAGGGGUAGAAGAUAUUAGAAUAAUGUGGAACACCUGCUUAUUUGGCUCCUGAGAUUAUGACUUAAAAAUCUGGAUAUGAGGGAUUUGCAAGUGAUAUUUGGAGCUCAGGAAUUCUUCUUUAUGUUUUGUUGGUUGGUAAAACACCAUUCAAGGGAAACAAUAUGAAUGAACUCAACUCAUAGAUUCAGAGCGGAUAAUUAAAUUUUAUGGAAAUUAAGAAGGCAAAUCUUUCAAAUGAAGCUGUAGAUUUGAUGAAAUCUAUUUUACAUAUCAAUCCUAAAUUAAGAUGUACCUUACCUGAAAUUAUGAAACACACUUGGAUGAAAGAUAUUGAUUUCAAGUAAACUAAAUAAUAAGCAAAUUUAAAUUUAGAUUUAAGAAUCAUUUGCUAAGUAUUUUAUUAAUUGUGAUUUUAUAUAGAUUGAAUAAUAUGGUUAUCAAAGAGAAGUGAUAAUCAAAACUUUAUAAAGCAAGACAAUAAGCCACAUAUCUGCUCUUUAUUGGGCUUAAUAUUAGUGA